ACGCGUUUCCUCGGCUUUUUAUUAAUGUGCGCAGUGUGUAAUCAAAUAAAUUUGAAAUUUAUUAAACAGGAAUAUGUAAGCCGAUUACCGGUGACACCAGUUAUUGCUGAAUUAUAUAAAAUGAGAACUAAGAUAAAGAAGUUAAGCACAUCAGUGAAAAAAGGUGAUAUAUUACUUAAAGAAUCACCAUUUGUAUGCACGUUGAAAUCAAGCUUAAGACAAGAAAGAUGUGACUCCUGCUUUUUGAGUGGACAGGUUUUUAAAUGCUCUGCCUGCAAGUAUGUUUACUAUUGCAACAAGUCUUGCCAGAUAGCGGGUUGGGAGGUGCACAAAGAUGAGUGCCAGAAAUUAAAAAAGAUAUAUCCACGUGAGGUGCCGGAUGCAGCACGAAUUUUAGCUCGGAUAAUUUUUAAAUUGAAGAGAGGAGGAGCCCAAGUGCGGGGUUUUUAUACAAAGACUAACUUCAGGGUUUUCAAAGACUUAAUGUCUCACUACUCUGACAUAAAAAAAGACAGUAAACGAAUGGAGCACUUUACAUCCUUAUACAAUGUUCUGUUAGAGUAUAUUGGUGAACAGGAUGUCCCAAAUUCAGCUGAACUGUUGGGAAUAUAUGGUCGACUCGUAGUUAACGGGUUUAACAUUUUAGACCCGGAGAUGGUUGGAAUUGGAACUGGAAUUUAUCUGGGUGUGUCCAUCAUUGACCACUCCUGUGAUCCCACGGCAGUGGCUGUAUUUCAAGGCACCACAAUUUACAUCCGAUCACUUGUCGACAUGGAUGACUUUGACUUCUCUAAGGUGUUCAUCACGUACAUAGAACUACUUAACAGUGCACACGAGCGACAGCAAGAUCUGAUGGCAACAUAUUACUUCUUGUGUCAGUGCUCUCGGUGCAAAGAUAUUGAAGAAAUUAAAUUGAAUGAUUCAAUGUUGUGCCCAAAAAUUGACUGUGGGGCUCCAGUGCCAACACAACUUCAGGAGUCCCUAAGUUCAGAAAAUUCAGUACCCAGCUGCCCUAAGUGUAAGGAGAAUAUCAAGCCCCAAGUCUACAAUCGUUACCUUGAAGUCAGUGAUUUUGUAAGACUACAGCUUCAAAAUAUGAAGAACAUUGCUUAUUUGGAUGUUUGUAAAGUGUGUUUGGAGAAGCAGGAGAAACUGUUCCAUCCCAUGAACCUGCAGAGGGUGAAGGUCUUGGAUUCAGCAUUUGAGAGCAGUGUGUCACUCGGCCAAUGGCAGGAGGCCAGGCGCUUUGGUCACCAGCUGCUGCCAGGCUACAGGUGUUAUUAUGGAGAGAUGCAUCCCCUGACUGGGAUCCUCCAGCUGAAGCUGGCAAAAAUCUGCCUGUUCCUGGAAAUGGUAGAGGAGGCUAGACCUCUGCUGCGAGGAGCUCAAGACAUACUGGGAGUGACCCAUGGGCGAGACCAUACACUCUAUGUUGACCAUCUGUUACCCCUUAUUGCACAGGCUGAAUAAAUCCUUUUUAUCAGAA
Homalodisca vitripennis (glassy-winged sharpshooter) is the source of this 1486-nucleotide messenger RNA. RefSeq names its product histone-lysine N-methyltransferase SMYD3 (gene Smyd3). Gene Ontology annotation, cellular component: nucleus. The record is from RefSeq and is a predicted model, not a curated record. NCBI's taxonomy places the organism in Eukaryota, Metazoa, Arthropoda, Insecta, Hemiptera, Cicadellidae. Gene Ontology annotation, molecular function: protein binding.